AUGAACACGACCACACCACUGCCAGACACCGAUUCGAGUCCAUCGACGGGCGAAAUGCUCGCGAUAGGCCUCACGGGCGCGGGGCUCUUCCUCACCAUGGCCGUGGCGUACCUCUUCGUCGUGCUGCCCCGUUCUCGCGGCUGGGGGGUAUGUUGCCGGCGACGACGAGAACGGCCAGAAGCCACGCUCCGCCGCUCAGCAUCGACAGCCACUCUACCUGCGUAUGCGCCUUCCGCGGCCUCGCACGAGCUCAGCCUGCUGGGGGGCACACACGACUCGCUGGACGAGCACGACUGGGACGACCUCUCGCGCGUCGAAGAGGCACACGUCCGCGCACCGCUAUAA
This is a messenger RNA of Vanrija pseudolonga, 345 nucleotides long. RefSeq lists its product as uncharacterized. The record is from RefSeq and is a predicted model, not a curated record. Bases 1 to 345 code for a protein of 114 amino acids. The transcript is spliced from 3 exons. NCBI's taxonomy places the organism in Eukaryota, Fungi, Basidiomycota, Tremellomycetes, Trichosporonales, Trichosporonaceae.